AUGGCGACGACCAGGAAAGCUGCCGAUACAGAUGAUCUUUGGACAUUUUCUCUGUUUGCCCCUCCAUCGGCACUAUCCAGCCAAGAUGAUGAUGAUACCACAUCGACGACAACAACGACAACGUCUCGUCGACUGUACCAACUGCAACGGUCCUUGACGGAAGGUGGACGAAAGGUCACGACACGAGUGACGACCUUUCCCACAGAUGCGACGACUGCAGCAACCACCCGUGUUGUUGUGGACCCCAAUUCGAAUACUAGCACUGCUACAACUACACAAGAAGAAAUUGAAAUUGUGGCGACGGGUACAACUACUACCAACAAGAACGAAGGAGGAAUCUCGGACGAACGAACGUCUCUCCUGGUGAAUGAUGAAACAAAUAAUCAGUCCAAGGACACAACUACAAGCACUGCUAGCAGUACAUUCAAUCCGACGGGAUGGACGUUUUCCAGCCCCUUUUGGACGCUUCAGUCCAACAUUCUACUCCGACUCACGUACAAACCGGCCUGGCAGGUAUUGCCCGCAUACACACGCAACAAGUGCCACAACAAAUCCAACAACAAAUCCAAGAUGCUCGGUGCCACGGGAAGUUUUGCCGCCGCCUGUUGUUGUUCCUGUGCGUGCUGUGGCAGUUGUUGCGAUGGCACACAGACGGAUCCGUAUCGAUCCAUUACCUUUACGUCCACCGAUAUUCGUCGGGUCGAGACGUUGCCAUCCCUUACGGUUCGAGGAUUGGGAGAAUGUUCCGGAAUUCGAGUCUACCUCGAAUAUCCCAAUGAUUGUUUUCGCCUUACGGUACCCACCAAUGUCCCACAGCCCUAUCAAUCCGCAUGGAAUCAACACGUACAACACGCACAAGACAAUAGUACUCCGAAUAGUGACAACAACAACAACAACAACAACAACAACAACAAGUCCUUUUUGCAACAAAUGAGACAAGAAAUGGAGCAAGAUCGAGGACAGGCAGAAACGGUACCACCCAUCCUCCAUGAUGAUGACAACAUGUCCAACCCACAUGUAAUAGGACCCAUUGUGACAUUCGCCAUGCCCAAAGAUCAUCGCGAUGACGACGAACCACCCAUUGCUUGGAAAGUCGAUCUUCCCCCACCCGCUCAUGCCGGACCCAUUGCCAUUGAAACCGUCACCGUCAUGGAUGGACCACUGCUUGUCGUGUCCAACAACACCACCAACAGCAAUAGUGAUUCAGCCUACCAACCCACACAUGUCUACGUCAAUGGAUACCAAAGUUGGUCUUUUGCCGGAUCGGUACCCCUGGGACAGAAACAACCCAAACCGGCCAUGCCCGACACCUUUAGCAAGGCAUUCAAUCACGGAGCCACCCUUCCACCCGUGUCACUUGAAUACGUGGCCAAUCACCAACAACAAAAUAUUCCACACCACACGUCCAAUGACUACUUGUCCGAUUUCUUUACGUGCAUUACGUCUCACCAAGAAGAAUUGGCCGUUGACGACGACACGGAAAUUGUACUCGAUACCAAACACGUCACCACGGAACAACAACAUCAGCAUCCACAACGGAUUCGAAACAAUAUCAAGCGACCGCGACGUCGGAGAAUUGUACAACGACCGCUGGAUGAACGAGGAGGACCUGCACUCGUCUUGGGGUGGUUGUCGCAACGACGACAAUUUGGAAUCAUUUCCAUGGACGCAUCCUUGCAACGAAUACAAAUGCAUGCAUCGCAUCAAGGACAGUUGUUAUUAUUACACAACAGCAGCAACAACGACAAUCUCCAUUCUACCGAUUGGGCAUUUUGUCAGUUGGAAGCACCUCACACGUACGACGAAGAGCCACUGGUGCAUUAUCUACGGGCCGUCGCGGGAUACAAUCAAGCCAAACCCUUGCAGAAUGGACCGCUAUUGACGGGAUGGUGCAGCUGGUAUCACUACUACGAAAAUAUUGAUGAACAAAGUUUAAAAGCCAACUUUGCGACGCUCUCGUCCUUGCGCAAAACGUGUCCGACCAACGUGUCCGUCGUCGAUGAUGGAUACAUGACGGCAUGGGGGGACUGGGAUUCGCUCAAGCCGGGAAAGUUCUCGUCCACCAAUUCCAUGAAGGCCGUCGCGGACAAUAUUCGACAAGAAUCCAUGAGACCGGGAAUAUGGUUGGCACCCUUCACAUGCGACAAACAUUCCAAACUUGUCCAACAACAUCCCGAUUGGAUCAUUCGCAACCAUCAAGGUCUGCCAGCCAAUAGUUCCAACUGUGGCAAAUUCUUUUACGGGCUAGAUGCCACCAAUCCACAAGUCCUGGAAUAUGUCUACCACUGCAUCCGACGGGCUGUGGUGGAUUGGGGAUACAGCGUUUUGAAGAUUGAUUUUCUGUACGCGGCUUGUCUGGAUGGGAACGGCAAGUACGACUUGUCCAUGUCACGUGCCGAGGCCAUGCAUUUGGCAUUGCACACCAUCCGGUCGGCAGCUGGGCCCAAUACUUUCUUGAUUGGAUGCGGAUGUCCCCUGGGACCGGGUGUGGGAUAUGUCGACGGGAUGCGGAUUUCUGCCGAUACGGGCCCCACGUGGUACCCGGCGUUGCCGCUUCCGUGGUGGGAUCAUGGGACUCUACCGUCCUUGCGCGGUAUGAUUCGGAAUUCCAUCACCCGCGCACCGUUGGGACAUCGAUGGUGGCACAAUGAUCCCGAUUGUCUCAUGUUGGGAAGCACGACAAAACUUACACUAGAGGAAGUGGCGAGCAGUGCUUCCAUCGUCGCCUUGACGUGUGGGAUGCUCUUGUUGUCCGAUGAUUUGACCAAGGUCUCUCCGGCUCGAAUGCGCAUCUUGACCAAGAUCUUUCCCAUGACAGGAGUCAGUGCCGUCGUUUUGGAUAUGCAUUCGCUGAAAGACGGGCAUGGCCUACCAACAAUGCUAAGGUUGUGGUGUACCGAUGUCAGUGAGAAGCGAGAUGAAUUCCGUCGCACCAAAUCGCAAGAAGGAAACGCAACUCGUGAUCACAAUGAAGAAGCUGGAUACUUUAGUCGUUUUGCCACUUUCCGUCUCAGUGAAACGCCUACUCACCCCAACGAACGACAACGGAGUUGCAUCCACAUGGUAAAGGGUCUGGGGACAUGGACCAUCCUGUCGCUCAGCAACUGGCUUGACACGUCGGCCGUGGUUCACAUACCGCCCAUGGCAUUGGCUCCUCCGCCUGAAGCUGCUAUUGCGGCACCUCUUCGGGUUCCAACCAGUCCUGAUCAUGGAUACCAUGUGUUUGCGUUUUGGUCAUCAAAGUACCAAUGGAUAGCUGGGACACCGGAGCACCCUGAUGCUGAUGUUUCAGACAACUCAAACAAUGACGACGAUGCCUUUUCCACUGACGCUCCUCUUCUGAGCAAGCUAUUGGGCCCGCAUGAAACAGAAAUAUUCCACAUCAAACCGGUCACACCGCAGACGCCGCAGUACCUGGGAAGUGACAUUCACUUCUCGUGCGGGCAGGAGGUGGACAUCUUCCACUCACAAGAGCACCUGUUGACAAUUCAGCUUCGAACGGACUACCAUCGUGUCGGGCACAUCUUUGUGUUUGUCCCCAUUGUCAGCACAAGUCAAGUGAGAGCGACCUGUGCGGGUGAACCAUGUCGGUGGACUACGGUCGGUAACACUCCUCAGAUUGGAAACAGCGGCAGUCCCAACAGUGUGCUUGGACGAGUGUUACAGAUCGAAGUUGCGGCGCACGGUGAUGGGCGAGACAACGACGGCACGAUCACAUUGGAGUAUUAG
Molecule: messenger RNA, 3729 nt
Organism: Seminavis robusta
Lineage: Eukaryota; Bacillariophyta; Bacillariophyceae; Naviculales; Naviculaceae
Source: the annotation of a GenBank genome assembly